This is a messenger RNA of Lutra lutra (Eurasian river otter), 2509 nucleotides long. Its product is annotated as keratin, type II cytoskeletal 2 oral-like. The coding region runs from base 43 to 2025 and encodes 660 amino acids. Gene Ontology annotation, cellular component: keratin filament. Gene Ontology annotation, molecular function: structural constituent of skin epidermis. Gene Ontology annotation, biological process: intermediate filament organization; keratinization. The transcript has 9 exons. NCBI's taxonomy places the organism in Eukaryota, Metazoa, Chordata, Mammalia, Carnivora, Mustelidae. The record is from RefSeq and is a predicted model, not a curated record.
CCUUGCUAAGUGGUUGCUAGCUGACCUCCAAGCUCUCUCACCAUGAACAGACAAGUCUGCAAGACAUCUGGUGGUGGCAGCCAGGGUUUCUCGGGCCGCUCUGCCGUGGUCUCUGGCAGCAGCAGGAUGAGCUGUGUGGCCCGCUCUGGGGGAGCUGGCGGAGGGGCCUGUGGGUUCCGGGCUGGAGCAGGCGGCUUUGGCAGUCGCAGCCUCUACAGCCUAGGUGGCAACAAGAGCAUCUCCAUCAGUGUGGCUGGUGGCUGCCGGGCUGGUGGCUUUGGGGGAGGACGUAGCAGCUGUGGCAGUGGCUUUGGAGGUGGCUAUGGAGGUGGCUUUGGUGGUGGCUUUGGUGGUGGCAGAGGAAUGGGAGGUGGCUUUGGAGGAGCUGGUGGCUUAGGAGGGCUUGGUAGCUUUGGAGGAGUUGGUGGCUUAGGAGGGGCCGGUGGUUUUGGUGGAGCCGGUGGUUUUGGUGGGCCUGGUGGCUUUGGUGGGCCUGGUGGCCUUGGGGGGCCUGGUGGCUUUGGUCCUGGUGGCUUCCCCGGAGGAAUCCAGGAAGUGACUGUCAACCAGAGCCUCCUGCAGCCCCUCAAUGUGGAGAUCGACCCCCAGAUAGGGCAAGUAAAGACCCAGGAGCGGGAGCAGAUCAAGACCCUCAACAACAAGUUUGCCUCCUUCAUCGACAAGGUGCGGUUCUUGGAACAGCAGAACAAGGUCCUAGAGACCAAGUGGGAGCUGCUCCAGCAACAGACCACAGGCUCUGGCUCAGGACCCAACAACUUGGAGCCUUUCUUUGAAUCCUACAUCAGCUUCCUGCGCAGGCAGUUGGAUUUGGCUCUGGGGGAGAGAGGGAACUUGGAAGGAGAGCUGAAGAACAUGCAGGACCUUGUGGAAGACUUCAAAAAGAAGUAUGAAGAUGAGAUUAACAAGCGCAAUGCAGCUGAGAAUGAGUUUGUGGGGCUCAAGAAGGAUGUGGAUGCAGCAUACAUGAACAAGGUGGAACUGCAGGCCAAGGUGGACAGCCUGACAGAUGAACUGAACUUCUUGAGGACCCUCUAUGAGAUGGAACUGUCUCAGAUGCAGAGUCAUGUCAGUGAUACGUCUGUUAUCCUGUCCAUGGACAACAACCGCUGCUUGGACCUGGACAGCAUCAUUGCCGAAGUCAAGUCUCAGUACGAGGACAUUGCCCAAAGGAGCAAGGCAGAGGCUGAGGCACUGUACCAGACCAAGCUUGGGGAACUGCAGACCACCGCUGGCAGGCAUGGGGAUGACCUGAAGAACACUAAGAGUGAGAUCAUGGAACUCAACAGGGUGAUCCAGAGGCUGCGAGCCGAGAUUGAGAAUGUUAAGAAGCAGAAUGCCAACCUGCAGGCAGCCAUUGCUGAAGCUGAGCAGCGUGGGGAGAUGGCCCUCAAGGAUGCCAAUGCCAAGCUCCAAGGCUUGCAGACUGUCCUACAGAAGGCCAAGGAUGACCUGGCCCGGCUGCUGAAAGAAUACCAGGAGUUGAUGAAUGUGAAGCUAGCACUGGAUGUGGAAAUUGCCACCUACAGGAAGCUGUUGGAGGGCGAGGAGUGCAGGAUGUCCGGAGAGUGUCAGAGUGCUGUGAGCAUUUCGGUGGUCAGCAAUGUCACCAGCACAAGCAGCAGCUCUGGUGGAAGCCGUGGAGGGUUCAGUGGCAGCAGCAGUGGUGGCUACAGAGGCAGCAGCAGCAGAGGCAGCAGUGGUGGCUAUGGAGGGGUCAGUGGCAGCAGUGGCAGCGGCUACGGGGUCAGCAGUGGCAGCAGUGGGGGCUACCAGAGUGGUAGCAGUGGGGGCUACCAGAGUGGUAGCAGUGGGGGCUACCAGAGUGGCAGCAGUGGGAGCAGGCUUAGUAGCGGAAGCAGCACCUCUGUGAGUCAGAGUGGAAUUGGCUCCAGCUGCGGUGGCAUCCAGACCUCAGGAGGCAGCAGCUAUAAGUCUGGCACUGGAGGCAGCACCGGGAUCCGCUUCUCCCAGACCACCAGCUCGAGCCAGCACUGCUCCAAGUGAUCCUCUGGGGUUAAGUGUCUGUGCCCACUUGCAACCCUCUCAGCCUGCCCACAGCACUUCCCACUCUGCUUGGCAUCAACAAAUGCCAAACUCAACCUCGCUUUUCUUCAAGUUCCCUGGAGAAAGGGCUGAACUUCUUGGCUCCUCCAUCCUCAAGAUCUCUCCUAGGCCAGGGAGGUCCAGCUGCUCAUCUCAGAUGAUGAUGCCCCUGACGAUGGUAACGGUACCUGAGCCCAAACUCCUGUGGGCCUUCCAGCCUGGCCUGUUCCACCCUGGCCCAUCUGCCUCUCUCACUGGGAGCUGAUGGCCUGAAGCAGGCAUAUGUCAGUCCCGCUGAGGAGGGGAGUGCUGGAGGGUGAAUGGUUAAGUUCUCCGGACUGUUGGUUUGCAGGGUGCCCUCCCCACAUUUGGGCAUCUUGUCCUAACUUAUCUCUGUCCCUUUAAUUCCCCCAGCUCUGGAUCCUCUGGUGAUGAUUAUGUUGUA